This is a messenger RNA of Cynocephalus volans (Philippine flying lemur), 645 nucleotides long. Its product is annotated as procollagen galactosyltransferase 2-like. NCBI's taxonomy places the organism in Eukaryota, Metazoa, Chordata, Mammalia, Dermoptera, Cynocephalidae. Bases 27 to 293 code for a protein of 88 amino acids. The record is from RefSeq and is a predicted model, not a curated record. The transcript has 2 exons.
CCCCGCCGCCCGCCCCGGCCCGGAACAUGGCUGCGCGCCCCGCCGCCACCCUCGCCUGGUCGCUGCUGCUCCUCUCCUCGGCCCUGCUCCGCGGCAGCUGCCGGGCGCGCUUCGCCGCCGAGCCGGACUCGGAGGACGACGAAGAGGAGGCGGUGGCUUUUCCCGAGUCGCCCUUGCAGAGACCCACGGUGCUGGUGGCCGUCCUCGCCCGCAACGCUGCGCACACGCUGCCUCACUUCCUCGGCUGCCUGGAGCGGCUGGACUACCCCAAGAGCAGGAUGGCCAUCUGGUGACUUAUGGCUGUUGAUGAGACACAUGCAAAGGAAUACUCACUGUCUUCGUGAGUCCACACAAGCUGAGGAGUGCUUGGAGGCCCAUCCCCAGGAGUGGCGAAACACAGCACUGAUGUGAAGUAAGCAGUAAACUUCUUCAAGUUGGUUAUAUACCCAUGGUGGACUCCAUGGAAAUCUGGAGCAAUGGUGACCACAGUGAUAGCCUCAGAGACAUCUGCUGGCCAUGCUAGAAGCUGGAUAAACAGGUUGAAAAAGAAAUCCUUUUUAAUUGCAUGUCUUUACUCUCAAAUCUGUAUCAGAAUUUUAUUUUGCAAUUAAUGUGUCUUUAAGGAAAGCAAAGUCAUAAUUAAGA